Molecule: messenger RNA, 1486 nt
Organism: Mytilus californianus (California mussel)
Lineage: Eukaryota; Metazoa; Mollusca; Bivalvia; Mytilida; Mytilidae
Exons: 8
Coding region: 1-1467 (488 amino acids)
Source: RefSeq, a predicted model, not a curated record
AUGAGUAAUGAACAGACCAGUCAUCAUGGACUUACUAUUUGGACAACAGCUGUUUUUAUAAUAGGAGAAAUAGCAGGUGGUGGGGUCCUGGCUCUUCCUAAAGCUGUAGAAGAUACAGGUUGGAUUGGUAUCCCACUCCUUGUAGUAUUUACUUUAACAUCAUCAUACACGGGAACAAUUAUUGCUAAAUCCUGGGUGAUAAUUCAAGACAGGUUCCCAGAAUACCGUGAUCACGUUCCUGACCCUUAUCCUGUAAUCGGAGAAAAAGCUUAUGGAAAAAAUGGACGACAUUUGGUGACAUUUUCCAUUAACUUCACCCUGUUUGGUGCAUCUACUGUUUAUUUGAUAUUGGCAUCCGAGAAUAUCGAAGAUCUCAUGUCCGAUGUUACUAAAGAUAUCUCGUUCUGCUAUUGGUUGUUGAUACUUGGUGGUAUACUAACUCCAAUCACAUGUCUUGGCACUCCGAAAGACUUUUGGCCUAUCGGUGUUGGUGCGACAUUGUCAACAGGAAUAGCAUGCAUCCUGAUUCUGAUCCAAGUUUUACACGAUAAGGAAUCUGCUCCACCAGUAACACAUUCGUCAACUGAUUUUAUGAAGUUCUCUGCAGCUUUUGGGACCUUGGUGUUUUCGGUUAGUGGUCAUCCCGCUUUCCCGACAUUUAUAGCGGACAUGAAGAAAAAGACAGAUUUUAAAUGGGCAAUAUUGGUAGGAUAUGUUAUUGUCAUGUUGAUGUAUCUCCCGACCACAACUUCCGGUUACUUCGUGUAUGGACAAAACCUGAAUCCAAACAUUGUAAAGAACAUGACAUCAGGACCUAUAACCUACAUAAUAGAUAUUUUAAUGACUCUACAUUUGAUAUUUGGAUACAUUAUACUCAUCAACCCUGUCUGUCAGGAACUAGAGGCUAAAGUUGGAGUUCCUAAAGCUUUUACAUGGAAACGAUGUAUUGCGAGAUCAGCCAUAGUAAUGGUUGUUCUGUUUGUAGCUGAAAGUGUACCUCACUUUGGUGCAAUUCUAUCUUUGAUUGGAGGUUCGACAACUACACUUUUAUCAUAUAUCCUUCCGUGUGUGUUUUAUCUGAAGUUAGCAAAAGGAUCAAACAAUCAAAUUCAAACUCGACACAAGACAAAUGGAAUUUCUUAUCAGAAUGUUGAAUCAACAGACGAUAGCGAUCACGCCAAGCUAGUAGGUACAGAAAGGUCGGUAACGACUCCAUUAAUGAAAGAUCUGAAUACCACAAAACAUGACAUAAAAGACGCCAAUGGUGCUCCUUCACAUUCAUAUGAAGAACAAGACCGAGAACAAACUCUAGAAAUAGUUGUUCCCCUUUGGGAGAGAGUACUGAAUUACGAGAUUAUACUAGUAGGUACUCUCGCUGGUAUAGCAGCUACUGUGGCAGCCAUAAAAACUUUAGUGAGUCCAGAUACAUUCUCCGUACCAUGUUAUAUUAACCCUGGUAGGAUUUGAGAAUAAACCUCUAAACAUU